GGCUUAACGAGCCGCUAAAACACAUCUGCAGCUUGCCUCAACUUGCAGUUCUGGCUUCAAGCUCCAUCUUAUUAUGUAUGUUUCAAAAAAAGCUCCUUGAUUGAACAGGCAUCGCGUUUCUUCUUCCCAUGGUACUCGCUUGAGACUGGAGGUUCUGGGACCGAUAGAACGACCAUUAGUAUGAUGACAUGAGAUUCACGACCAGGCGACUCCAAUUCGAUUACUGUUGCCUGACGAGAAGCCUAUAUUACUGCCCCGCCGCCUAUUCGCAUCUGGCUGCAGGCCAGCAACCACGCCCCGAGUCGAUAUGGGUCGAAGAGUGCAAACUUAUGAUGACUACGGCACAGCCGUUCAGCAGAUUAUCCUGUCCACGUCCGAUGCCGACUUUCUCGAUCAGCUCAUUCCCGUUCUGAAAGAUGCCGGCGUCACCAGCCGCACCUCCACACUUACCCAGUCGCUCACGCAGUACGCCGAAGAUCGCGAGGCAGAUAUCGAGAGGAUCGGCCUGACCAAGCACGAGGAGUUCUUGGCCUCUGUCAACCAGCUUCAAAAUGUGCGCGAAGGCACCGUGUCGCUCACGGCCGAGAUCCUCAAGCUCAACCAGUCGAUACAAUCUAGCACAGAGAAGUUAGCUGAGCAGAAGCAGGCGCUAGUCAACACAAGAGCAGUGCAGGAGAAUAUCCGUGAUGUGUCCGAUGCGCUCAAGGAGUCGCUCAAGAUCCUGCACGCCGUCAAUAACGCGCUGGAGCUUAUCAAGAAAAAGCAGUACUACGGCGCACUGAAGAGUCUGGAUGAUACGCAGAAUGAGUUCCUGAUACCCAUCCUGCAGAACAAGUACGCAAAUCAACACAGGUUGGCCGACAUUAUCCAGAAGAGUAUACCGGCAAGUCAGAAGAGCAUAUCAGAGGCAGUCAUGUCGGAUCUCAACACGUGGCUGUUCAGAAUUCGAGAAACAUCACAGUUCCUGGGCGAGGUCGCUUUCUGGCAUACGGAGAUGAGGCGGUCAAGACAGAGGGAGCGCGUGGAAAGUGACGAGUUCCUGGGCCAUUUCAAACUCAACUCCGCCAUUGAGCUUGUCUUUGACGAGAAGGAGGAGUUUGAUGUUCUGGACAACGAAGAGCUCCAAGUAGAUUUCACACCAUUAUUCGAAGCUCUGCAUAUUCAUGACGCGCUUGGUCAGACGGAUAGAUUCCGCAGUGACUAUGCAGCCACGCGAAGAAGACAGAAAGAACUGCUAAUACCGAGUUCUGUCAGUCUGACCAGCGACGACGAGCAGUCGCUGAGCAGUUUGUUGGAAGGCAUGGCUGGAUUUGCAAUCAUUGAGAAAGCAACUAUGAAACGGCUACCUCAGCUUCGAAGCAGCAUUGACGUUGAGGAGCUUUGGGAUUCAAUGUGCUCAUCCGCCAUCUCUCUGACCUCGAAAGCGCUAGGGGAAGUAAACAACGCCGAGGUGCUUCUGAAAAUCAAAGGCAUGAUCGCUCUCUUCAUACAGACAAUGGAAACCUGGGGUUAUUCUGUAUCAAGACUGGAUGAGUUCUUGGUCGACUUGUUCGACCGGUAUGCCGACCUCCUGAAACGUAGGUUCAGCGAAGACUUCCAGGAGAUUGUCUCGACUGAUGAUUACAUGCCAAUGGCGAUCAACUCUAGAGAAGAGUACGAGAAGGUCGUCAACGUUAGUUGGUUUGCACCCGAGAAGGAUAUCAGCGAGUUGACCUUCCCUUGCGUCUUACCUUUCUCACAAAUGUACCCCCUGUGCUGUAUUGACAUCAGAAACUUUUUGAAUCAAUUUUACUUCUUCUCCGACGACCAUUUUCAACACCCUACCAAAAUUGAUGAGACAUUGCGAAAGUCCCUUGAUAUAUUGUUGACUGAGAAAGUCUGCCAAUCUCUUGUCGAGCGCCUUAGCUCCCAAUAUCUGGGUCAAAUAGUACAGAUCCUCAUAAACCUGGAGCACUUCGAAACGGCUUGCACAGAAUUGGAGCAGCUUCUUAUUCGCGCCCGCUCCACCGCGUCCGCCGGCGGUCCGUUGACGCUGUCGGCCACCGAACAGUUCCGGGAGAACAAGAAGACAGCCGAAAAGCGCAUUUUUGAGUUGGUCAAUUCAAAGAUUGAUGACCUGGUGGAGACUGCUGAAUACGAGUGGACAUCGGCAACGCCGCCACAAGAGCCAAGCAAUUACAUGCAGACCUUGACGCGGUACCUCUCAAACAUCAUGAACUCCACGCUCCUCGGCCUCCCGCGCGAAAUCAAGGAACUUAUUUAUUUCGACGCCCUGUCACACGCAGCCAACACGAUUCUUGCCCUCCCUCUGUCGCCCGAUGUCAAGAAGAUCAACCCCAACGGUGUUGCCGCGCUCUCCACAGACGUCCAACAUCUCACGGAUUUCGUCGACGGGCUCGAGAACGGGUUUAUGCUUAGAAGCAAUCUCGACGAACUCGAGCAGACCGUUCUGUUACUGCAGAGUGAUAACACGGACGAGUUCUUCGACGUCUCGAUGAGAAACAAGAAGUAUGGUCGUGUGGAUGCUAUGAAUGGGCCCAUCCUGCUGGAGAAACUUACAUCGCAAAUCUCGAGCUCCAAUUCGGCUGCGGGACAGCGAUUUGCGAACUUCUCUUCCAGGCUCCAGUUCAGUACGAAGUAAUGACUCGUUGAGCUGCGAAAUUCUGGUCCGGAAAGACCACACCGUCUUUCUACCCAGUAUCCGCGACUGGCUAAUGAGGAAGGAAGAGUUCGCAACUAUAUCACGGCGGCAGAGAUAAUGUUAUCAUGAGA
Messenger RNA from Truncatella angustata, 2772 nucleotides. RefSeq names its product exocyst complex subunit Sec15-like-domain-containing protein. The transcript is spliced from 3 exons. Gene Ontology annotation, cellular component: exocyst; membrane. The record is from RefSeq and is a predicted model, not a curated record. Gene Ontology annotation, biological process: intracellular protein transport; Golgi to plasma membrane transport; exocytosis. Bases 308 to 2641 code for a protein of 777 amino acids. NCBI's taxonomy places the organism in Eukaryota, Fungi, Ascomycota, Sordariomycetes, Amphisphaeriales, Sporocadaceae.